AUGUCCUCGCAACCGACUGGUAAGACUGAUUUCGAGAGCAAUCAAAAGACCAGCCGUACACGAUAUGACAAGUAUGCUCUCCCGUGUGUGGCUGAGUUUUUCGGGACAGCACUGUUUGUGUUUACUGGAUGCGCAUCCGUGAUCGAAAAUUGCAGCGGAGUGGGAAGACUGCAGCCUGCCUUAGCCCAUGGUGUUGCACUGUCCAUCUCCGUGGCUAUCACCGCUGGAGUAAGUGGAGGUCACAUGAACCCUGCUGUAACUCUGGGUGUCACCUUGGCUGGGGGUUUGGACAUAAUCUUGCUGGUGCCUUACUGGGCAGCUCAGUUCUGUGGAGCACUGGUGGGAGCUGGACUAGCUAAGGCUGUUUCGUCGCAUGAGCACUUUGUUAAUGCAUCGGGAGGUGCCUUCAGCUCUAUUGCGGAUAAUGGACAGGUUGGCAGGGCUGUGGUGGCAGAGAUUGUCAUGACAUUUUACCUGGUGCUGACAGUGUGCAUGAGUGCUAUCAACCGACAGAGCAGAACGUCACUCGCACCCUUCUGCAUUGGACUCACAGUCUCUGUUGGCAUCCUUGGAGCUGGUGGUGUAUCGGGAGGCUGUCUGAAUCCUGCUCGUGCCCUGGGUCCAGCUGUAGUAGCAAACUACUGGGCUUAUCACUGGGUAUACUGGGUGGGCCCUCUGGUGGCUGCAGUUCUAGUCGGCAUUGUGCUCAGGACCCUGUUGGGAGAUCCAAAAAUUCGACUAACCUUCAGAAAGCCCUGA
Messenger RNA from Chanos chanos (milkfish), 759 nucleotides. RefSeq names its product aquaporin-8-like. The transcript has 5 exons. The record is from RefSeq and is a predicted model, not a curated record. Gene Ontology annotation, cellular component: plasma membrane. NCBI's taxonomy places the organism in Eukaryota, Metazoa, Chordata, Actinopteri, Gonorynchiformes, Chanidae. Bases 1 to 759 code for a protein of 252 amino acids. Gene Ontology annotation, biological process: water transport; transmembrane transport. Gene Ontology annotation, molecular function: water channel activity.